This is a messenger RNA of Haliotis rufescens (red abalone), 3531 nucleotides long. Its product is annotated as endochitinase A-like. Lineage: Eukaryota; Metazoa; Mollusca; Gastropoda; Lepetellida; Haliotidae. Bases 335 to 2608 code for a protein of 757 amino acids. The record is from RefSeq and is a predicted model, not a curated record. The transcript is spliced from 15 exons.
UGCCUGACCUUGUCUUUAUCUAGUGAACAUUACUUGUUUGUCAAACCCAUAUACACAACACUAAUACGUCCUAAAAUUUAAAUCAGAAUGUCACAAAGCUAUAUCAUAUCUGCUUCGUGACACGCCUUUCAACAUAAACACACGAACCUUAAACAAACUCUAUUCAUGGUUAUCAGAGCGCUGUGUUUCCCUGUGAGCUAGAAAUACAGUAAGAAUAUACUUCCUGGUGGGACGUGAGUAGGGUGGAGGAUUGAAGGAAGGUGGCUGUUACGCAGGCCAGGCUUGCCCUUCAUACUGUGCAAAACUUAUUCGAGUACACCAAACAUAAAGGCCAAUGGACAAGUUGUACACAUUUACAGCGUACCUCUACCUUGUCACCUGUAUUGCCACAACCUGUCCGGCCGGGUCACAGAUGAUCUGGGAAACAGACUUCAAUGGAUAUAGGAUUCACAUUUACGGAACAAUGGAAGGAUCUGAGAAGGCCAAAAUCCACGUGAAUGUUACCAUGUUGGCAGAAACAAAUACUGCGGAAAUAUGUUCCUCGAGAAAGUGCAAUGAGAACCAGCAUAUGCAGUUGAAUGACACAUGUGGUAUGAAAAUUGUCUACCGACAAACCUGCAACAUGUCAAACGCUUGUUACAGUGCAAUAUAUGAUUGGGUCAUGCCUCGAUGUCCUCCAACAAAUAAUAUUAUGAAUUGUGUUUUAGAUGGAGGCCCAACACGUGACAUAGCUUGGAUAAACUUUGUUUUCAAAUUUAAAGAUGGGAAUCAGUUGGCAAGAACAUGCAUAGGCCCAGGUGAAUUGCCGUGUUCCUGUACUGAAUGUCAAAGGACAGAUGCCUGUUGGAAGAAAUGCCUUAUAGGGUUUUUCAGAUGUGUCUGCGAGGCGGAAUCCAAGAAUUGCACACCACCAACCGAUACUAUGACAAAUGGUACCACAACCUCUGACACAAUCACAAGUACUACUACUACUAUUAGCAGCGAACCCACCAUUGCUGCAUCAUCUGGUCCAGCCAGCGACACUGCAGCCUCCACAAUAACUACUGAUACUACAGCAUCUGGCACACAAACUGACACACCUACCCCUGGUCCAGCGAGUGGCAAGACAACAUCCGACACACUUACUGGUACUGCAUCCCCUGCAUCCGGCACAGAUACUGCAACCCCUGGUCUAUCCAGCGGCAAAACAGCCUCUGGUACAACCACUGAUACAGCUUUUGCAGGAACAGAUGAACAAGUCGGAUCUCAGAUGGGAGUUCUCGUUGGAGGAGUCGUUGGAGGACUCUUUGGGGGCGUCGUCAUCACGGUUGUCAUCGUACUCCUUUGUCGUGCAUGUCGCUCAAGAAGAAGACAUACAGAAGAUGAAGACGGAGCAGGGACGAAGGAAUCCCACACCUAUCUGGGAUUGAUUCACACCACCAGUUCAAGUGGGAAAUCCUCCCCUGGUACAAAUGCGGUGACAUCCCAAGUCCCGGAUCUCAUUAAGGUUUCAGCUGUACAACAAGCGUCCAGUGCCCCGUCAGAUGUGUAUGACGUCAUCAAAGAGGGAGACGACAACCAGCUGGGGGUGGAUCCUUCUGCCUGCGACCAGGGGGACUAUGUAGACAUAACAGAUGACAUGACUGGGGCAGCUGUGUAUUCCCUGGCACAAGCAGCUCCCGGGAUGGCGGUACAGGGCGGUACACCACAACCUGCUGCAGAGUACUUUGUUCUGGAAAAGGAUGAUCCGACAGGCGGCGACUAUAACAAAUUGGUCAGAGAUGGCGCUACUAAGACAGGAACUGACGUACAUGGUACGUACAACAGACUGGUCAGAGAUGGCGCUGCUGAGACAGGAACUGAUGUGCAGGGCACAUACAACAGACUGGUCAGAGAUGGUGCUACUGAGACAGGAACUGAUGUGCAGGGUACAUACAACAGACUGGGCAGAGAGGGCGCUACUGAGACAGGAACUGAUGUGCAGGGCACAUACGACAGACUGGGCAGAGAGGGCGCUACUGAGACAGGAACUGAUGUGCAGGGUACAUACAACAGACUGGUCAGAGAGGGCGCUUCUGAGACUACAACUGAUGUGCAGGGGACAUACAACAAAUUGGGAUCAACAAAAUAUGAUAAUGAUGACAACGAGCCAGGUAGAAACAUCGGGACAGCUGCUGAUUAUUUCGUCCUAGAGACACCUGAAGACACAUCCAACAAACUGGCACAAGCAGCCCCGGGGAUGGCGGUACAGGACGAUACACCACCAUCUGCUGCUGAGUACUUCGUUCUGGAGAAGGAUGACCCGACAGACGGCGACUACAACAGACUGGUCAGAGGUGGCGCUACUGAGACUACAACUGAUGUGCAGGGUACAUACAACAAAUUGGGAUCAAUGGUAGAUGACAAUGAAGACAACAGCCCAGCUGGAAACAACGGUACAGCAGCUGAUUAUUUCGUCCUUGAGAAACCAGAAGACACGUACAACAAACUGGAAGGGAAACGCUCCACUGAGGAAGAACAAGAACCCUACACCAAACUUGGAGAGGCGACACCCAAGAGAGAAUCAGAACCCCCUGAUGAUCCAUGUGGACCUUCACGAGAGUACUUCAUUCUGGAGGAUCAGACUUAACCCCACAGUACAUGAUGUCACCUAUUCAGAUAUGAUUUGAACUUCUUAACAAUGGAUUAUACAUACCGGUUGGCUCUAGACAAUGAAGAACACGAUUGGAACCUCAUUUCAUGUAUAGGAUACAUUUACCUGAGAAUAUAUCUUGUCCACAGAUGUCAGAUUCACGUUGACUGAAUAACAGAGUUGGAGUUGAUCGAUGUCCUUUGCCAACCUUGAUCACCUGACUUUUUUUCAAUGGACAUAUUUCAGUGACACCCAUGGGGAACCAUGGCUUCUGUGUUUGCACUAUUAGACACAAAUCGGUUGAACAUAUUUUGUGCAGAGUUGCGUCCCUUGGGCACGCCAGAAACAUAUGGGCUCGAAUCUCGGUUCGCCCCGAUUGUUUCUUGGUUUGUCAGCACCAUACCCUUGCUCGUGGGUUUCAAAGAAGUGGUAAACGUCAGAGACCUGCAUAACUUCGGGCUUUACUCCCACAUUAAGCUGACACAUCGCGAUAUAACUGGCAAACUGUUAAAAGCGGCGUUUAUCACAACCCACUCACCAUUAACAUUUCAUGUGAUUAUCAACUCAUUCAAUAUGACACGCCGCGAUAUAACUGGAAUACUGUUAAAAGCGGCGUCAAACCCAACUCACUCACUCAUUCAACAUUAACAUGAAGUAGACAUGAACGUGUACAAUGAUGUCUGUACACAUUGUGUUCCUGAUAUUCGUUUUGUUUCCGUUGAUCAGAAUGAUCGUUUUUUAUUUUAUUGUAUUCCCUAUACACAUCCCAAAAAUAUGACACUGUUUCAUUUCAUAUAUGAUGAUGAUAUCUAGUUAAUAACCAAGCCAUUAUGUCACCUUGGCUCUACUUUAGGGCUUUACUGUUUUUGUUAUUUAACCAACUCCUAUUCACUAUCACCUCGAAUAAAUUUAUAUGAACA